UGAAUUGAAGACAGAGGACAUAGUCUGAAUGGCUGUUUUAACAGUCACUGGAGGAAGUUUUUAUGCAUCGAACACCAGAACCAGGUAUGGCUGGGAAGCCUUUCCGGGCCACGUACAUCUGGGGAAGCAUCAUCUCCAAUCUCCACACUCAUGUAGAAGUUAAGCGCCGGCGCCACAACCUUAAGUCCUACCAUGACUGCUUCCUUGGCUCAGAGGCGGUGGACGUGGUGCUGGCACACAUCACCCUGAACCGUUUCUUUGGUGAUGAUGCGGUGCCCCGCUACAAGGCCGUCCGGCUUUGUCAGGCCCUGAUGGACUCGAGGGUGUUUGAGCCGGUGGGCGUGAAAGUAUUUGGGAAAGAAAAGAAGCGAGCCACAUUUGAGGACAGCAGCUGCAGUUUGUACAGGUUCCUGAGCCCGACGACCGGCUCCACAACAUCGCUGACCAACACCAAGUCUCACUCCACGACCACCAUUGAGAGCGGCUAUGACUCACCGAGCAUGAACAGGAACAAGAACAGCUACAGUCCGUCACGUGAAAGACAAGGGGUGCUGAGCUACUCCAGCCACUCUCCUGUAAAAACAGACAAAUCACUGGAGGACGUGCUGGGAAACCUCAACCUGAGCUCUACCAUCACCCCUCAGAUGAUCAACCUCGGCCUCUCACAAGAGCUUGUGAACGAGGUGUGGCACCAGCAGGCGGUGUUCAGGCUGUUGCAGCUGAUAGAGCUCCCCCUGUUGGAGAAGCUGUUGGAAGGCAAAGACCCGUCCCGGCCUCCCCUGCAUGGCAUGGACAGUGACCCCGACCUGUUGUACACAUCAAGCUACCUAGACAGAGAAGUUCUCAAGGCCUUCAGUGAAGCACAGGCUGAUGAGUGGAUGUCAGGGGCUGUGGACUGUCUGGAGUUUCUGCCUGAUGAGCUGGUGGUGGAGGUCAGUCGAGGUUUAGCUGGCUGUGCAGACGACCUGCUCCGAUGUAAGAGUCUGCUCUAUGACGUCCUGGCUCAGCAUUACGGUCACACCCAACAGCCACCUCUGCUCAGCAACCACAUUUUCGACAUUCACUCCGGCAUCUCGGAGCUACUCGUGAAUGGCAAGCAAGAGCCGGCUCUAGAGGCUCUGCAGCUGAGUCUGAAGCUGCAGGAUUCUCGCAGCAGGGAGGAGCUCCGCAGGCUCCUGAGAUUCAUGGCUAUCGCAGCCAAACCACAGGAGGUCAAACUGCACAAGGAGAUUGAGAACAGAAUGGCGGUGAAAAGGUCAUUCUCAAGUUCAAUUGUCUACAGCAGAAGACUCUCCAAAGGAAAGGUGGACCUGAUGGUUCUCUUCAUGAUGGAUAACCACUGUGAUCUGUUCAAAAUUCCUGUUUCAUUGCACAAGAUGGUCAGUGACAGAAUAAUGAAUAUUUUGAAUGGGAAGGAUCCAGAUGCAAUAACAGGAUCAGCAUACUGCACAAGACUGAGCGCUCAGGCCUUCUCAGAAAAUGCACAAAAAACCACUAAAGAGGAACUCUGGUCUUUACUGCGGACAGUCCAUGAGAACCCUAAACUCUCUGCGAAAGAAAAAAGACGGCUGCUGGGACAGUUUUAUAAAGGCCACCCAGAGAUUUUUGUUCAGUACUUUGGAAAUAGAUUAUCAAGUGUCAACAUGUUACUACAGUGAUAUUUAUUUGUUUAAAAUAGGUCAUGUAUUAUAAUGUAAAAAGAGGUAGAAGUAAGAACAAAAGCUAAUGUGAUGUAAAUGAUGUGAAGAUGUGCAGUGUAUGUGGAUUUUAUUUGUUUAUAUAUAGAAAGUUUAGACUACUGAACAAGAAUGUGAAUGUGAAUUGUGGAGACUUGUAAUAAGCUGCAAUAUUUAAGGACAUGUUUCAUUUCUUAGAUAUUUUCUUUGGUGCAGGACACUAAUAUGAAAUGUCCUUGUCAAUUAUGAAUAGGACUGUUACUUUCCCAAUGUAACAAAAUGAACCAAGUGUUCUCGAGAGUUUUUUUUAUGUUUUCACACUGCAACGCGUCUUGAUGGGAUUCGGACAAGUCAUGCAUAUAUCGCUUUUUCAAUGGAUGUAUUCUUUGUGCUUGUGCAAUAGGAACAGUGUUAGCAAUAAAAAUGUGUCUGUUCAUGUGGUUUCUCAUAUACAAUGUGAUGCACAGUAGAGCUAUGUCUUGAGGAACCCUCAAACGGAAAUUUGAACCUGGAAAUUUGAAAGUCUGAUGUUGUGCUGUCGUAAACAGUCGGAGGCAUUCAUGAGAAGCAGCCCUCUGGGUUUUUCUGUUUGUUGCAACAUAUCAGCAAAACAGAUGCUUGUAUGUUUUUUUGUUUUUUUUUAACUUAAAACCUUAACCACGUUUUAGUGGUAUCUUCAGGGUUCUGUUUUUAAUAAAGGUUAUGUAUUCUUUUUAAUCAGCCGAGGAAAUCGCUUCCACAUUUCCAGGUGACAAAAGCAUUUCCAGAUUGGGUUUAAAACACUCACAUCUUGUUUGUAUUUUGGCAAAUGUUAAUAAAAUUCAACUGGAAUUGUCAAA
Centropristis striata (black sea bass) is the source of this 2515-nucleotide messenger RNA. It is a transcript of the gene depdc7a, whose product is annotated as DEP domain containing 7, paralog a. The coding region runs from base 63 to 1658 and encodes 531 amino acids. Gene Ontology annotation, biological process: intracellular signal transduction. Lineage: Eukaryota; Metazoa; Chordata; Actinopteri; Perciformes; Serranidae. The record is from RefSeq and is a predicted model, not a curated record. The transcript is spliced from 9 exons.